Diachasma alloeum is the source of this 1319-nucleotide messenger RNA. RefSeq names its product prostaglandin reductase 1. The coding region runs from base 206 to 1231 and encodes 341 amino acids. Gene Ontology annotation, cellular component: cytoplasm. The record is from RefSeq and is a predicted model, not a curated record. Gene Ontology annotation, biological process: prostaglandin metabolic process. Gene Ontology annotation, molecular function: 15-oxoprostaglandin 13-reductase [NAD(P)+] activity; 2-alkenal reductase [NAD(P)H] activity. NCBI's taxonomy places the organism in Eukaryota, Metazoa, Arthropoda, Insecta, Hymenoptera, Braconidae. The transcript has 4 exons.
UCCACUCCAGUAUCACUCUCCGUUGGUGUUUACCAGUUUGCACGUCGAACAGAAGAAGAUCACUCUCCGUUGAGGAUAUAACCACAUUGAACAGAAGAAGAUCACUCUCCGUUCGUGUCCGUUCGGACUCAACCCCCAGAGCUGUGCGAUUAUUCACAAUCAACUAUUGCCUUGUUCACGGCAGAAUAUACAAGAAUUCGUAAUUAUGGUGACUGCGAAGAAGUUCGUGCUGGUGAAGCACUUCGAAGGUGAGCCCAAGCCGGACGAUUUGAAGCUCGAGACGGAGGAGCUGCCGGCUAUUCAAGAUGGAGAAUAUCUCGUCGAGGCGGAAUAUCUUUCAGUGGACCCUUACAUGCGGCCCUACUCGGCGAGGUACCCCUUGGGGACAACGAUGAUUGGGUCCCAGAUUGCCAAAAUCAUCGAGUCUAAAAAUCCAGACUUUCCGGUGGGAAUGAGGGUCAGUGGUUACAUGGGCUGGCGGACACACACAAUCGUCAACAUGGAAGGGGAGCACGUGUUUGAUAGUCCUCCACGGCUUCUUCCCGAAAUGAAGACGCUGAUGAGAAUGAGAUUCCUGUCGCCAUCCCUCGGACUCGGGGUGAUGGGCAUGCCUGGGUACACUGCCUACUUUGGCUUCUUGGAAGUCUGCAAGCCGAGGGCGGGUGAGACCCUGGUGGUGACUGGAGCAGCUGGAGCCGUCGGCUCCCACGUGGGCCAAAUUGGAAGGAUCAUGGGAUUGACAGUCAUCGGAAUCACUGGCUCCGAUGAGAAAUGCCAGUGGCUUACGGAGGAAUUGCGCUUCGAUCAUGCCAUCAACUACAAGACACAAAAUGUGGAGGCUGAACUGAAGAAAGUCGCUCCCAACGGUGUUGAUUGCUUUUUCGAUAACGUGGGAGGAGAGAUCGCCAGCACGAUUAUCUACCAAAUGAACGCCUUCGGUCGCGUCUCGAUCUGCGGAAGCAUUUCAGCGUACAACAAUGACGCCUCUGAGUACCCGAAGGCGACGAUCAUCCAGCCUGCUGCGGUUUCCAAACAACUGAAGAUCGAGGGCUUCCUCGUCUGGCGGUGGGCGGACCGUUUUUCCGAGGCUUUCAAGACAAACCUCGAAUGGAUCCAAAAGGAACGGCUCCUGUACAGGGAGACUGUCACUGAGGGAUUCGAGAACAUGUUCAAGGCGUUCGCUGGAAUGCUGAAAGGAGAGAAUAUAGGGAAAGCCAUUGUUAAACCUUGAAAAACCCUUCUAAAUGAAGAAAAAACUAAUUUUUCAUCGUUUCUAUGUUCAUUUUUGCCAAUAAAAAUUCAAAUAUUUUCAAAUAUUU